Aspergillus pseudotamarii is the source of this 747-nucleotide messenger RNA. Its product is annotated as glycoside hydrolase family 11 protein. Gene Ontology annotation, biological process: xylan catabolic process. Lineage: Eukaryota; Fungi; Ascomycota; Eurotiomycetes; Eurotiales; Aspergillaceae. The record is from RefSeq and is a predicted model, not a curated record. Gene Ontology annotation, molecular function: hydrolase activity, hydrolyzing O-glycosyl compounds. Bases 1 to 747 code for a protein of 248 amino acids. The transcript is spliced from 2 exons.
AUGGUGUCAGUCAGCCGUUUGCUGUUCUUUCUUCCUCUCUUAGGAGCGCUCGCAACUCCCACAGAUAGCACCACAGCCCAAGCUGUUGCUAGGUCUCCUGAAUUUCUCGAGUACAUGGGAGCACUCAUCGCCAACGCAACCGGAGACGAAAACAUUGAAAGACGCGAUGGGACGUUCAAAACGAGCAAGGACGGCGUAGACGCCGCAGGGUUUUACUACUCUCUCUACAACGCCAACGGCGCAGGUGCCGAAUACUCCGAGUUCGAAAAUAGCGGGCAGUUCAAGCUCAGCUGGAACACGAACAGCGAGUUUCUGGGAGGAAAGGGCUUCAAGGGUGGAAGUCCUCGCUCCCUGUCUUGGGACGGUCAGUUCCAGGCUGAAGGUGAUUUCACCCUGGCGGUCUAUGGAUGGACCACUGACCCCGUCACCGAAUGGUACGUUGUCGAAGCUCAUGGAACUGGGACACCGGGCAAUGGCCAUAUCCUCGGCCAGGUUGAAGCCGAUGGCAGCGUCUACGAUGUCUAUAUGCUCCCCUACAGGAAUGUCCCUGAGAUCUAUGGAGUUACGAACUUUAACCAGUUGUGGUCUGUUCGCCGUGGUGCUCGCCAUACCGGUACUGUCGACGUUGCUGCUCAUUUCAAGCGUUGGGAGGAGCUGGGGCUCAAGCCCGGUAACCCUGUCUUUCAGAUGGUCACUGCGGAAGGAUUCAAAGGCUCUGGAAAGCUUGAUUUCACUCUUCGGAAGUAA